Molecule: messenger RNA, 609 nt
Organism: Acanthamoeba castellanii str. Neff
Lineage: Eukaryota; Discosea; Longamoebia; Acanthamoebidae
Exons: 2
Coding region: 1-609 (202 amino acids)
Source: RefSeq, a predicted model, not a curated record
AUGGCGGUCGAGCGCUCAUACCGUCUCUGCUGUGGUCGCGAGGUGGACCUGGCCUCGACGCACUUUGCGCCGUCGGGCGGCGCAACGCUCGCGCGCCUGGACCACAGCGAUCCGCCGGGCGUGGCGCGCUUGGUGCCACGGCCCAUCGACGUGGCUGCGCUCGCGGACCGCGGUGCGACAGAUGCCGAGCCGGCGGAGGCACUGCCAUGCGUAUCGCGUGCAUUGACGCUCAACUUGGGCGUCGCUGUCAUGGAGUUUGAUGAUGGAUGGUGCCGCCCGCGCAUCAGCCACACUGAGCGCCUGGACACGGCGCUCGACCGCGCGCUGGCGCCCGAGUGCUUUGCCGACAAUGAGCCGCUCGACAGCGUGGCGCGCUUCAUCAGCCUCGCCAAGCGCACGCGUGCCGAGGACACACAGGCGGCCUGUGCCGCUUGCCGGACCAUGAGCCUACAGCCCGCUCGAUCCGACCCGCAGGCCAGGCCCAUCGUUUCAGUCGCUGCUUGGUGCGAUGCCGCGACAGGCGAGCCGAUUGGGGCGUGGCAUUGUCACGGCCUUGACUUGGUCGCGAGCAUGGGCCAGGCCGCUGAUGCUUUGCCCCGGCCAGUCUAA